Molecule: messenger RNA, 699 nt
Organism: Cavenderia fasciculata
Lineage: Eukaryota; Evosea; Eumycetozoa; Acytosteliales; Cavenderiaceae
Gene: isy1
Product: ISY1-like protein
Exons: 2
Coding region: 1-699 (232 amino acids)
Biological process (GO): generation of catalytic spliceosome for second transesterification step; mRNA 3'-splice site recognition
Cellular component (GO): Prp19 complex; catalytic step 2 spliceosome; post-mRNA release spliceosomal complex
Source: RefSeq, a predicted model, not a curated record
AUGGCAAGAAAUGAAGAAAAAGCACAAUCUAUGUUGAAUAGAUUCUUGCGUAUGAAAGACGACGAAGAUAAAGUACAAAAAAAGAGACCAUAUCUAUCAUCACUAUGUGAUAAUCUAAGAGAAGCUGAACAAUGGAGAUUACAAAUAGUUAGAGAAAUAUCAAAAAAGAUUACUGAUAUUCAAAAUGAAACACUUGGAGAAUAUAAAACUAGAGAUUUAAAUGAUGAGAUUAAUAAAUUGGUUAGAGAGAAACAUCAUUGGGAGAGAAGAAUCAUAGAGUUGGGUGGACCAAAUUAUAUAGCAACUGCACCUAGGUUGGUAGAUGCAAAUGGGAGAGAACCUUUGGGUUCAGGUCAUUAUAAAUACUAUGGUGAGGCAAAGAAUUUGCCUGGUGUUAAAGAGUUGUUGGAGAAACCUCAUCUGCCCGACUCUGCAUCUAAAAAGAGUAAAUACGAUCUCAACAAAUGUGUAGAUGCAGAUUAUUAUGGAUAUCGUGAUGAAGAAGAUGGUGUAUUGGUAGAGAUGGAAGCAGAUGUAGAAAAGAAAUUAAUAGAAGAGGCUGUAGAACAAUGGAAACAAGAACAAAAAGAAAAAUAUCAAGAUCGGUCAUCUCUAAAAUUGGCAAACCAACAACUCGAACAAGAACAAUCAAACAAACCAAAAUCUGCAAAGGAAACUUAUUUGGAUAAAUAUAAAUAA